AGUCGCGCAACGUUUGGGAAACUGGAGGCCCAAACAGCCCUUUCAAUAAAUAUUCUCUCUCUAGAUUCUUCCCCCCUUUUUGCCCUCUACAUUCUUUCUUUCUCUCUCUACUGAUAUGACAAUGGCGAACUCUUCAAGAAGCAGAUCAAGAGGACCCAAUCUCCAGAGAUCGUUAUCUCCAUCUGCUGGACGCUUCUGCUCUUCCUCGAUCUCCUCUACUUCAGCUUUCUAUUCUCGCUCCUCUGAUUUUUUUAAGCGAUCCUCUUCGCCCACUCGUGUUAACCUAUACCGCGGUGUCUCGUCCUCUCCGUCACCGUCCGUACGGUUUUCAAUCGAACCCCAGACAUCUCCUAGACGGUCGAUUUCGGUGUCGCCGCGGGACCAAGUGGUGAGGAAGCAGAACACUGGGAGCAGUCGUCAGAAGCGGACGUGCCUAUGUUCCCCUACGACGCAUCCGGGCUCGUUUCGUUGUAGUAUGCACAAGAACGCGAACACCGGCGCCGGCUCCGGCUCUGGAGGCGCGUACCAGUCGAAUCGGUUGAAUGCUCGGAGAUCGGCGAUGACGAACUCGCUGGUGAGGAUUGGGGGAGUGGAAGGGGACUUGGUGAAGAGAGCGUUGUCGGCGUUGAUUCGGCCGUCGUCACAUCAACAGCGGCGGAGAGCGGCGUUUGAGCCGAGACUUAGUCGGCUAUCGAUCAUGUCCAUGGCCGGUUCCGACGAUCUUUGAACGUCGGAGACCUUUUUUUUUUUUUUUUAAUUUUGUAUAGAAUUUCUUUGAGAGGUUUUCCAACGACGUCGAGGAAGCGAGUUGCCAGUGCAGAGCGACUCACUGGGUUGACUCAAUACGUAGAACUUCUGCUUCUUUUCCUCUUUAAAGAAACAUCUCCGAUUGUACAUGUUUGCAGCCUUUGAGAGCUAUUGAAGAUUGCUAUUCAUUGCA
Vitis vinifera (wine grape) is the source of this 940-nucleotide messenger RNA. RefSeq lists its product as uncharacterized. Lineage: Eukaryota; Viridiplantae; Streptophyta; Magnoliopsida; Vitales; Vitaceae. The transcript has a single exon. The coding region runs from base 116 to 727 and encodes 203 amino acids. The record is from RefSeq and is a predicted model, not a curated record.